Molecule: messenger RNA, 800 nt
Organism: Diceros bicornis minor
Lineage: Eukaryota; Metazoa; Chordata; Mammalia; Perissodactyla; Rhinocerotidae
Gene: TUNAR
Product: TCL1 upstream neural differentiation-associated RNA
Exons: 1
Coding region: 34-180 (48 amino acids)
Source: RefSeq, a predicted model, not a curated record
CUGGGGAGGAAGAUAAAGACAUUUGCAACCAAGAUGGUAAUCACGAGUGGAAACGAUGAGGACAGAGGAGGCCAAGAAAAGGAGAGUAAGGAAGAGAGUGUCUUGGCGAUGCUGGGCAUUAUCGGGACCAUUCUGAACCUAAUCGUGAUCAUAUUUGUAUACAUAUACACCACUCUGUGAAUGGCCCAGCGGGCCCUCAGAGGCCUCGGGGGGGCCAGAAGAUGGGAGUCCUGUGUGUCGACAGAUCAGUGACCAGACACUGCACAAACAAGCAGGCUUGACCUACCCACGCUGCUCGAUCAAAUGCACCUUCAAACUUUAUACAAGGUCACAAAAAUCAACCGAUCCUGCUGUGAGGAGCAGACGCUAAAGCACAAUGAUUCCAACAAAACUCAUCCACACAACGAGGAACUCAACGUCUUUGGCAGGGAGCCCGAGAGAACGCUUGGAAGACCAGCCUUUGAAAACGCCGUCGGUGAGCAGAUGGGUGCAGAAAUUCACGAUCCCAGAUCGCUGACGAUCUCACGUAUCUGAAAAGAGGAACGGGGUGGACUCCGCUCAUCAGUGUGUCUCCCAGGACACACAUCUUAACUUGAUGAGCUGUUUAGUACAAAAAACCACAGGGGCAAUCCUUUGACAGACAUCCCAUUAAUCAAAAGUGUCUAACUGUUUGAUACCGGGGAGAUAACUUAUUUUUCUUUGUUCAUUGGCUUGACAUGUGUAUCUGUUCAUAUCAAGGUUUAUAAAUAUAUAUUUUUACUAAAUGUGCUCUAUUUUUUAGCAUGAACUGAAUAUUCGGA